GGAAGAGCGAAGUGAGAUGAGGACGCUUGUGAUCCUUUUAUCCUCGUUCCUUUUCCAUUGGGAGGCCGCCUCGCGCGGGAUUCGAAGCGAAACCUUUCAGCAGGGAGGAGGCGUGAGGGAGGGGGAGAGGUUGAAUAUAGCCGAGCAGGAAAGCAUCUUGAACGAGGUUGGGGGAGAGGGGACUUCUUUGGUAGAUGGACGACAGAAAUCACGCCCGACCAGGGAUGGAUUAACCCGGCGGGAAAUAGGAUCAGUGGAGGAGGCUUGGAGCGGAACUGAUUGGGGAGGGUCGCAUCUUCCUCGCUUCGCGGAUAGACAGGAAUUGGAUAGAAAAAAGAGAAAUCUGUCGCCUCUAGUCUCUUUACUGGAAUCAAAUCCGAAAGAAACGGAGUUAAAACAUCGAAAUCGGAAUCGGAAAUCAUUGAUCUCAGAUCCUCACGACGAUGAGGAGAUUCGAAAGAUUCUCAUGAACGCGAAGGAAAAAUUGAACGACAUGAAAUCGAGAAACACGAUCGACGACGAUUGGAUCUUUUUCGUAUUGCCGUCCAGAUCGGGAACGCUGACGGAAUCGUUAUUCAGGCCGGCAGGCAAUGAUUUCAAAAUUGGGGAGCAAAGUUGGAAGAAUGAGAAAUGGUUGGACGACAAGGAGUUUUUAAAUGCGAAUAAAUUCGAUUACAACGAGGAGAAUCUUAAAAAAUACGAAGAAUCCCCUCUUUCGGACUGGAAUAUCGACGCGAGAAAUAAAUAUUCCGGCGAGCCGGCGGAAACUUCUUGGAGCAGUAAGGGGAAAUCUGACGAGAAAAAUGGUGGAACAAAUUUUGCAUUAAUAAAAGGGGGGAGAAAUCGGUCGAAUAAGCACCGGUUGAUCAAAAAUGAUGCGUACAGGAAUGGAGACGAAGAUUAUCGCGGCAUAAAAGUCAACGCUGAUGUAAAAAAUGGGGAGACAUAUGGCGAUAUUUCAAUCGAUAACACAAUGGGCAACGUGGUGGGGAGUGAUAAACUGUCGGCUGCAGAAAUAUCUGUGAAAAUACCCGAGGCGCGAUACAAUAAAGCGAUUCGAAAUAAGCGACCUUCGAACGAUAAUAAAUCGCGUUUCGUUUCGGAUCCGUUUGUUUUUCUGACGGAAUUGGAAGGUGGAACAAGACGCGAGGAGAAGAAUAAAGGAUCGACGCCCCGUGAAUCAAACGUAAUAAAGGUGCAUCAAAGUCUGCCUGACGGAAAGUUAAUCGAGAACAAAGUGGAGGAAAGGCCUUAUCGAGAUUCGAAGUAUUUGCCGAUUAUUGUUGGGAAACAUCUGGAUACCAAAUUCUCGAACGAUGAAUCACGUUCGAAUAAAAAUGGCGUGGAACGUGCGAGAACGAAAAUGGACGACGAGUUGUUAUGGAUCGACAAGGAAGAAGAGAAGUUGAAGCGGGGGGAGAAAAAUUCUGGAGAAUUACAAGUGUUGCAAUUGUUGAAGGAAUUGUCGAAUAUAAGGAAUCAGAUAGAGAGGAAUCAGAAUCUGUAUGAGGGAAAUGAAAGGAAUCACGGUUCGAGUCCCUCGCGUGUCGAGAGAAUAGACGCGAGGAAUGAUAUCCGGAUGGAAUAUGAUAAACAGAAGAGCACAGCUGAAACAUCAAUUCCUCUAGACGUGAACAAACGUGGCGGUGUGAAACAUCGGGAACGUGUCGAAGAGAAAUCGACGCCAAAAAUUGACGAAAAGUUGGAUGGUGAAUGGAAAAAGAAGGAAGGUGUGCAUCGUGAUGAGCUGCACAAGGAGACGGUGAAGAGACGUGACGAUUACAAUUCUGAUGAAAAUGUUAAAGUAAAAUGGACAUCUUUGAAGGAAAAACAAAAAGCGAUAGCUGAUGUAAAUAAGGAUAAAGAGAACUUAGAUAAAUUAGAAAAGAAGACGCUUGAAGAAGGAAAUUCAGAAAUAAAGGGAUCACAGCAGAUUGAUGUAAAUAAUAAGACAAAUUUGAGAAAAAUUAAAUUUAAUGUGAAAAAUUUAAAGGAAAAAGAUAAUCACAAAAAAAAGAAACAGGAUUUAAAUGUGGAUAAUGAAAAUAGACGCAAAGAUGAAGUAGAAAAUAUAAAAGAAGAGAAGUAUAUAAAAACUGAAAAUAAAAAUGAAUAUAAUAUACCUGAUAUAGGGCGAUUAAAGUAUAAAAAUGAAAAUUCUCAAGAAAAAAUGAAAGAGAAAUUUGAUAAAGAAAAUUUGAAAAAAAUAAUUUUUGGAGUGAAAACUCCAAAAAUUAAGGGAAUCGAAGAUUUUAAUAUCAAUAGUGAAGAUUUUAGAUUAGAGAAUUUGAAUUGGAUAGAAUAUAAAGCAGACAAUUUGGAUACAGAAGAUAACGAAGGAAAUUUGAGAAGAGAAAAUGAAAUUAAAAAGAAUAUUGAUAACAAUUUAAUCAGACAAAAAUACGGAUCAAAUAAUUUAAAGGCAGGAAAGAGAAAGAAAUUUAAGAUACAAGAUGAGCGAGGACAAAAUAUUCAAGUCGAUACUAAAAAGAAAUACAAAUCAGAUUUAAAAGAUGAAAAAAUUAGUGCAAAGAAAGAAGAUAAAGAGAAAUAUGAUAACUCAAAAAUGAAAGAAACAAGUAUUGAAAUUAAAACUCCACAGGACGAGAAAUUUGGAAUAGAAAAUUUGAAAAACAAAGGACUUGAAAUCAUUAAUCCAAUAAUUAAUAAAUUCGCGGACAUUAAGGUAAAUGAUAACAAAUUUAAAAUUGGAAAAUGGAUUAAUUAUAACGUACAUGAUUUGAAUAAGAAUGAGAAUAAUAAUGAAGAUAUUUUAGAAAAAGAUAAAUGGAAUAUAAUUGAUGAAUUAAAAAAGGAUACUGAAGUUGACAAUGGAAAGAAAAAAUACAAAUUUGAUGAUAUAAAAGAUGAAAAGGUUAGUGCAAAGAAAGAAGAUAAAGAGAAAUAUGAUAACUCAAAAGUGAAAGAAACAAGUAUUGAAAUUAAAACUCCACAGGAUGAGAAAUUUGGAACAGAAACUUUGAAAAACAAAGGACUUGAUAUCAAUAUUCCAAAAAUUGAAGUGAAAGAUGUUAAGAAAGAUGAUAAUAAAUUUUUAAUAGAUAAACCAAAGUGGAUAGAUAUUAACACGGAUAAUUUGAAUACCAAAAAGAUUGAAGAUACUGUAGAAAAAGAUAAAUGGAAGGGAAUUGAUGAAUUAAAAAAAGAUAGUGAAGUCGACAAUGGAAAAAAGUACGAAUUAGAUGAUAUAAAAGAUGAAAAGGUUAGUGCAAAGAAAGGAGAUAAAAAGAAAUAUGAUAACUCAAAAGUGAAAGAAACAAGUAUUGAAAUUAAAACUCCACAGGAUGAGAAAUUUGGAACAGAAACUUUGAAAAACAAAGGACUUGAUAUCAAUACUCCAAAAAUUGAAGUGGAAGAUGGUAAAAAAGAUGAUAACAAACUUCUAAUAGAUAAACCAAAAUGGGCAGAUAUUAACGCAGACAAUUUGAAUACCAAAAAGAUUGAAGAUACUGUAGAAAAAGAUAAAUGGAAGGGAAUUGAUGAACUAAAAAGGAUACUGAAGUUAACAAUGGAAAGAAUGAAAGAAACAAGUAUUGAAAUUAAAACUCCACAGGAUGAGAAAUUUGGAACAGAAACUUUGAAAAACAAAAGACUUGAUAUCAGUAUUCCAAAAAUUGAAGUGAAAGAUGUUAAGAAAGAUGAUAAUAAAUUUUUAAUAGAUAAACCAAAAUGGGCAGAUAUUAACGCAGACAAUUUGAAUACCAAAAAGAUUGAAGAUACUGUAGAAAAAGAUAAAUGGAAGGGAAUUGAUGAACUAAAAAAGGAUACUGAAGUUUUUAGUGCAAAGAAAGAAGAUAAAGAGAAAUAUGAUAACUCAAAAGUGAAAGAAACAAGUAUUGAAAUUAAAACUCCACAGGAUGAGAAAUUUGGAACAGAAACUUUGAAAAACAAAAGACUUGAUAUCAGUAUUCCAAAAAUUGAAGUGAAAGAUGUUAAGAAAGAUGAUAAUAAAUUUUUAAUAGAUAAACCAAAGUGGAUAGAUAUUAAUACGGAUAAUUUGAAUACCAAAAAGAUUGAAGAUACUGUAGAAAAAGAUAAAUGGAAGGGAAUUGAUGAAUUAAAAAAAGAUAGUGAAGUCGACAAUGGAAAGAAGUACGAAUUAGAUGAUAUAAAAGAUGUAAAGUUUAGUGCAAAGAAAGGAGAUAAAGAGAAAUACGGUAACUCAAAAGUGAAAGAAACAAGUAUUGAAAUUAAAACUCCACAGGAUGAGAAACUUGGAACAGAAACUUUGAAAAACAAAGGACUUGAUAUCAAUACUCCAAAAAUUGAAGUGGAAGAUGGUAAAAAAGAUGAUAACAAACUUCUAAUAGAUAAACCAAAAUGGGCAGAUAUUAACGCAGACAAUUUGAAUACCAAAAAGAUUGAAGAUACUGUAGAAAAAGAUAAAUGGAAGGGAAUUGAUGAAUUAAAAAAAGAUAGUGAAGUCGACAAUGGAAAGAAGUACGAAUUAGAUGAUAUAAAAGAUGAAAAGGUUAGUGCAAAGAAAGAAGAUAAAGAGAAAUACGAUAACUCAAAAGUGAAAGAAACAAGUAUUGAAAUUAAAACUCCACAGGAUGAGAAAUUUGGAACAGAAACUUUGAAAAACAAAAGACUUGAUAUCAAUAUUCCAAAAAUUGAAGUGAAAGAUGUUAAGAAAGAUGAUAAUAAAUUUUUAAUAGAUAAACCAAAGUGGAUAGAUAUUAACACGGAUAAUUUGAAUACCAAAAAGAUUGAAGAUACUGUAGAAAAAGAUAAAUGGAAGGGAAUUGAUGAACUAAAAAAGGAUACUGAAGUUGACAAUGGAGAGAAAAAAUACAAAUUUGAUGAUAUAAAAGAUGAAAAGGUUAGUGCAAAGAAAGAAGAUAAAGAGAAAUACGAUAACUCAAAAGUGAAAGAAACAAGUAUUGAAAUUAAAACUCCACAGGAUGAGAAACUUGGAACAGAAACUUUGAAAAACAAAGGACUUGAUAUCAAUACUCCAAAAAUUGAAGUGAAAGAUGUUAAGAAAGAUGAUAAUAAAUUUUUAAUAGAUAAACCAAAAUGGAUAGAUAUUAACACGGAUAAUUUGAAUACCAAAAAGAUUGAAGAUACUGUAGAAAAAGAUAAAUGGAAGGGAAUUGAUGAACUAAAAAAGGAUACUGAAGAUGAGAAAUUUGGAACAGAAACUUUGAAAAACAAAAGACUUGAUAUCAAUAUUCCAAAAAUUGAAGUGAAAGAUGUUAAGAAAGAUGAUAAUAAAUUUUUAAUAGAUAAACCAAAGUGGAUAGAUAUUAAUACGGAUAAUUUGAAUACCAAAAAGAUUGAAGAUACUGUAGAAAAAGAUAAAUGGAAGGGAAUUGAUGAAUUAAAAAAAGAUAGUGAAGUCGACAAUGGAAAGAAGUACGAAUUAGAUGAUAUAAAAGAUGUAAAGUUUAGUGCAAAGAAAGAAGAUAAAGAGAAAUACGAUAACUCAAAAGUGAAAGAAACAAGUAUUGAAAUUAAAACUCCACAGGAUGAGAAAUUUGGAACAGAAACUUUGAAAAACAAAGGACUUGAUAUCAAUACUCCAAAAAUUGAAGUGGAAGAUGGUAAAAAAGAUGAUAACAAACUUCUAAUAGAUAAACCAAAAUGGGCAGAUAUUAACGCAGACAAUUUGAAUACCAAAAAGAUUGAAGAUACUGUAGAAAAAGAUAAAUGGAAGGGAAUUGAUGAAUUAAAAAAAGAUAGUGAAGUCGACAAUGGAAAGAAGUACGAAUUAGAUGAUAUAAAAGAUGAUGAAAAAUUUGGAACAGAAACUUUGAAAAACAAAGGACUUGAUAUCAAUACUCCAAAAAUUGAAGUGAAAGAUGGUAAAAAAGAUGAUAACAAACUUCUAAUAGAUAAACCAAAGUGGAUAGAUAUUAACACGGAUAAUUUGAAUACCAAAAAGAUUGAAGAUACUGUAGAAAAAGAUAAAUGGAAGGGAAUUGAUGAACCAAAAAAGGAUACUGAAGUUGACAAUGGAGAGAAAAAAUACAAAUUUGAUGAUAUAAAAGAUGAAAAGGUUAGUGCAAAGAAAGAAGAUAAAGAGAAAUACGAUAACUCAAAAGUGAAAGAAACAAGUAUUGAAAUUAAAACUCCACAGGAUGAGAAACUUGGAACAGAAACUUUGAAAAACAAAGGACUUGAUAUCAAUACUCCAAAAAUUGAAGUGAAAGAUGUUAAGAAAGAUGAUAAUAAAUUUUUAAUAGAUAAACCAAAAUGGGUAGAUAUUAACACGGAUAUUUUGAAUACCAAAAAGAUUGAAGAUACUGUAGAAAAAGAUAAAUGGAAGGGAAUUGAUGAACUAAAAAAGGAUACUGAAGUUGACAAUGGAGAGAAAAAAUACAAAUUUGAUGAUAUAAAAGAUGAAAAGGUUAGUGCAAAGAAAGAAGAUAAAGAGAAAUACGAUAACUCAAAAGUGAAAGAAACAAGUAUUGAAAUUAAAACUCCACAGGAUGAGAAACUUGGAACAGAAACUUUGAAAAACAAAGGACUUGAUAUCAAUACUCCAAAAAUUGAAGUGAAAGAUGGUAAAAAAGAUGAUAACGAAUUUCUAAUAGAUAAACCAAAAUGGGUAGAUAUUAACACGGAUAUUUUGAAUACCAAAAAGAUUGAAGAUACUGUAGAAAAAGAUAAAUGGAAGGGAAUUGAUGAACUAAAAAAGGAUACUGAAGAUAAGAAAUUUGGAAUAGAAACUUUGAAAAACAAAGGACUUGAUAUCAAUACUCCAAAAAUUGAAGUGGAAGAUGGUAAAAAAGAUGAUAACAAACUUCUAAUAGAUAAACCAAAGUGGAUAGAUAUUAAUACGGAUAAUUUGAAUACCAAAAAGAUUGAAGAUACUGUAGAAAAAGAUAAAUGGAAGGGAAUUGAUGAACCAAAAAAGGAUACUGAAGUUGACAAUGGAGAGAAAAAAUACAAAUUUGAUGAUAUAAAAGAUGAAAAGGUUAGUGCAAAGAAAGAAGAUAAAGAGAAAUACGGUAACUCAAAAGUGAAAGAAACAAGUAUUGAAAUUAAAACUCCACAGGAUGAGAAACUUGGAACAGAAACUUUGAAAAACAAAGGACUUGAUAUCAAUACUCCAAAAAUUGAAGUGAAAGAUGUUAAGAAAGAUGAUAAUAAAUUUUUAAUAGAUAAACCAAAAUGGAUAGAUAUUAACACGGAUAAUUUGAAUACCAAAAAGAUUGAAGAUACUGUAGAAAAAGAUAAAUGGAUAGGAAUUGAUGAACUAAAAAAGGAUACUGAAGUUGACAAUGGAGAGAAAAAAUACAAAUUUGAUGAUAUAAAAGAUGAAAAGGUUAGUGCAAAGAAAGAAGAUAAAGAGAAAUACGAUAACUCAAAAGUGAAAGAAACAAGUAUUGAAAUUAAAACUCCACAGGAUGAGAAAUUUGGAACAGAAACUUUGAAAAACAAAGGACUUGAUAUCAAUACUCCAAAAAUUGAAGUGGAAGAUGGUAAAAAAGACGAUAACAAACUUCUAAUAGAUAAUCCAAAAUGGGCAGAUAUUAACGCAGACAAUUUGAAUACCAAAAAGAUUGAAGAUACUGUAGAAAAAGAUAAAUGGAAGGGAAUUGAUGAAGUAAAAAAGGAUACUGAAGUUGACAAUGGAAAGAAAAAAUACAAAUUUGAUGAUAUAAAAGAUGAAAAGGUUAGUGCAAAGAAAGAAGAUAAAGAGAAAUACGAUAACUCAAAAGUGAAAGAAACAAGUAUUGAAAUUAAAACUCCACAGGAUGAGAAAUUUGGAACAGAAACUUUGAAAAACAAAAGACUUGAUAUCAAUAUUCCAAAAAUUGAAGUGAAAGAUGUUAAGAAAGAUGAUAAUAAAUUUUUAAUAGAUAAACCAAAGUGGAUAGAUAUUAAUACGGAUAAUUUGAAUACCAAAAAGAUUGAAGAUACUGUAGAAAAAGAUAAAUGGAAGGGAAUUGAUGAAUUAAAAAAAGAUAGUGAAGUCGACAAUGGAAAGAAGUACGAAUUAGAUGAUAUAAAAGAUGAUGAGAAAAUUGGAACAGAAACUUUGAAAAACGGACUUGAUAUCAAUACCUCAAAAAUUGAAGUGAAAGAUGGUAAAAAAGAUGAUAACGAAUUUCUAAUAGAUAAACCAAAGUGGAUAGAUAUUAACACGGAUAAUUUGAAUACCAAAAAGAUUGAAGAUACUGUAGAAAAAGAUAAAUGGAAGGGAAUUGAUGAACCAAAAAAGGAUACUGAAGUUGACAAUGGAGAGAAAAAAUACAAAUUUGAUGAUAUAAAAGAUGAAAAGGUUAGUGCAAAGAAAGAAGAUAAAGAGAAAUAUGAUAACUCAAAAGUGAAAGAAACAAGUAUUGAAAUUAAAACUCCACAGGAUGAGAAACUUGGAACAGAAACUUUGAAAAACAAAGGACUUGAUAUCAAUACUCCAAAAAUUGAAGUGAAAGAUGUUAAGAAAGAUGAUAAUAAAUUUUUAAUAGAUAAACCAAAAUGGAUAGAUAUUAACACGGAUAAUUUGAAUACCAAAAAGAUUGAAGAUACUGUAGAAAAAGAUAAAUGGAAGGGAAUUGAUGAAUUAAAAAAAGAUAGUGAAGUCGACAAUGGAAAGAAGUACGAAUUAGAUGAUAUAAAAGAUGAUGAGAAAUUUGGAACAGAAACUUUGAAAAACGGACUUGAUAUCAAUACCUCAAAAAUUGAAGUGAAAGAUGGUAAAAAAGAUGAUAACGAAUUUCUAAUAGAUAAACCAAAGUGGAUAGAUAUUAAUACGGAUAAUUUGAAUACCAAAAAGAUUGAAGAUACUGUAGAAAAAGAUAAAUGGAAGGGAAUUGAUGAACUAAAAAAGGAUACUGAAGUUGUCAAUGGAGAGAAAAAAUACAAAUUUGAUGAUAUAAAAGAUGAAAAGGUUAGUGCAAAGAAAGAAGAUGAAGAGAAAUACGAUAACUCAAAAGUGAAAGAAACAAGUAUUGAAAUUAAAACUCCACAGGAUGAAAAAUUUGGAACAGAAACUUUGAAAAACAAAGGACUUAAAAUCAUUAAUCCAAUAAUUGAUAAACUCGGGAAUAUUAAGAUAGAUGAUAGCAAAUUUAAAAUAGGAAAAUGGACUAAUUAUAACGUAGAUGAUUUGUAUAAAAAAGAAAGUAAUAAUAUUUUACAAAAAGAUAAAGGGAAUGCUAUUGAUGAAUUACAAAAGCAUACUAAAGUCGACAGUGCAAAUAAAUACAAGAUGAGAAAUUUGGAACGGAAAAUUUGA
Apis cerana (Asiatic honeybee) is the source of this 9211-nucleotide messenger RNA. RefSeq lists its product as uncharacterized. Lineage: Eukaryota; Metazoa; Arthropoda; Insecta; Hymenoptera; Apidae. The record is from RefSeq and is a predicted model, not a curated record.